Ramularia collo-cygni is the source of this 1053-nucleotide messenger RNA. RefSeq lists its product as uncharacterized. NCBI's taxonomy places the organism in Eukaryota, Fungi, Ascomycota, Dothideomycetes, Mycosphaerellales, Mycosphaerellaceae. The record is from RefSeq and is a predicted model, not a curated record. The transcript has a single exon. Bases 1 to 1053 code for a protein of 350 amino acids.
AUGUCUCCUCUCCACGUCUCCUUUCCCGGCAGCAAGUCUCGCCGCGAUCGUCAAGCACAGCGCUCUACAAUGGACAGAAUGGUUGCGAACCACCCUUCCAUGCAAGGCGAGAGUGCUCGAGGGCGCCAGCCAACUCGUCGAGGUGAUUCUCCCGUUCCCCCAAGCUACCCGUCCCUCCCAAGCUACGGCAUCUCUGGAUAUGGUCCUACUGGCUAUACUGGCAGUCCUCGUCAGCAUCCAGAGUCGAGUCGGCUGGCGUCUCCAACUCGUCGAGGUAGAGAGCAACAGUUCUCUGGCGCGCGCGACCCUCGAUACCAGGAACAGCGUCCCCGUGGAGGGCGUGAUGGAACUGCCCUCGAUGGACUCGGCUACCGCACUUACUCGCCUCAACCCGCGACCAUGCGGAGACGCUUCAAGUCUCCAGACCACUGCGCCACAACUGAUCAGAGUACAUCAUCGAAGACUCCGAUUUGGCAACGCGGUCGAUCCCCUCCGCCCAAGCGUUACGCUCCCCGCUCCACGACAUCUGGAAACCUGAGCUUCAACUCGAAAGAUCGAUCCCCUUCUCGCCGAUCUACCAUGUCAGCUCUCGACAUCGGUCCCCCAGCCCGUACCUCUAGCUCGACCGAUUUCUCGGUUCCUUCUGCCAAAUCCUACCACUCCUCUACACACGGCAACAAGAYCUUCGCAACCCGCUCCUUCGGCCAGUCGACCGUGCGCGACAGCUCGGCAUCCCGCAACGCACUCUGCCGCGUUCAGAAAUCCGAGUACGAACCUGCACGCGAGUCGCCGCGCGAGGCAAUCGCUCGUGCUCAGAUGAAGAAGGCUCGAGAAUCGGGCAAUGCGCGGGAGCCUGAGCGCAACAUUCCGAGGCAGAGUGAGCGUGGUCGCAAUGCAGAGCCCUCGUAUCUCAACGCCGAUGGAUUCCCGAGUUGGUACGAGCGACAUUUACGUCAUGCGAGGCCGAGCCAGGCGCAGCGCGACCACGAUGGGCGGACGCAGAGAGUUGAGCAGCAGGGGUUUCGGAACUGGUAUUGGGGAAAGAAGGACUGA